GUGGCGCCAGCUUCUCUCCUAUCAACAACAAGCUGACCACAGAUACAGCAGCUAGCUGGCAAUCAAUCGGUUAUUGAAUGAGCACAAGUGAUUUACAAAUUGUUACACUACCGCCAGAAUGAUUUCUUUAACGGAUUCACAAAAGAUCGGGAUGGGGUUGACAGGCUUCGGCGUGUUCUUCCUUUUCUUCGGGAUGGUCUUGUUUUUUGAUAAAGCUCUUCUUGCCAUUGGAAAUAUAUUGUUUGUAGCAGGUCUAGCCUUCGUCAUCGGCCUGGAGCGUACUUUCAAAUUCUUCUUCCAGAGACACAAAUUCAAAGCCACCAGUUUCUUCCUAGGAGGAGUGAUUGUGGUUCUGAUUGGCUGGCCCAUCAUUGGAGUGGUGCUGGAGAUCUAUGGUUUCUUCCUCUUAUUCAGGGGCUUCUUCCCAGUGGCAGUGGGCUUCAUCAGGAGGGUGCCUGUGCUUGGGUCCAUACUGAACCUUCCAGGGAUUAGUGGAUUGGUGGACAAAGUCGGCGAGAGCAACAAUAUGGUAUAACAGUGAACACCUUUGGAUUGGAGUAUAUGAUAUUGCUUUACUCUAUUCUAUUUAUAAUAGUUUAUAAUGGUGACUUAAUUCCCCAACAAGUUAAGACUUCUCCCAUGUUAAAGGUGAAAGCUGUGAAUCAAAAAUAUUUUUUCUGUUAAAAGAAACAACAAACCUUAGGGCAGUUGGCUUUAUAAAUCUUCCUUUGACACCAAGGAAAUGGCCUCAACCUGAUGGCUAUCAAUUUAUAUUGUUACUACAGGACUACUUGGUUUCAAGUCCCAAUGGUUGAAUUGGGCCCUUUUUGUGUCACUGCCCAUCGACUGACUAGUGAGUGGAGCAACCACUGAAAUGGACAUUUCAACAGAGGAGUCUGGAAUCUGUUACAGCAGUCUUUCUGGAACGUUGCUGUUGAAUAUUGUGUAUGUGCAGUUACAAAGAAGAGUGCAUUUUGGUUACCUUGAUGAAGACGUUUUCUCUCGUCUUUGUAUGGCUGUUUAGAGCACAGCUUGUGUUACAUCUAUGGUCUGUUCGGGAGAAUGUGGUGUGUUACAGAACGUAGAUAUAAAUGGAUUGUGAAGAACCGAUAUGUUAGUUGGUCAGAUGUGUGGAAAAUCAUGUCUGCUCUUUUCUAUUUCUAUCUAAAAUCCAUCACUGGACAUGUCUGCCAAUGGUCAAAUUGAGCUUUUAUAGAUAAGCAGCUGUAUUCAUGCAGUGGGCCGGAAAUGGAUAGAUUUGUUUUUGCUCCUCCAGGCCACCAGAUGAGCAGAAUUUGCACAUUUUAGACAAUGAAAUUGGUCCUCUGCCAGACCAGGGCACCGGGCCACCAAACCCAAAUGCUACAAAUGGGUCUAGCAACAGCCCGGAUGUCUUAGUCACUUUCUAUGUAAUAUAUUAAGUGACUUGUUGUCAGAUGUUUUACUCGUAUCUUUUGUAAAUACAUACUUGAAAUAAAGUGUGUUUUUUUUUUAACAUUC
Molecule: messenger RNA, 1500 nt
Organism: Esox lucius (northern pike)
Lineage: Eukaryota; Metazoa; Chordata; Actinopteri; Esociformes; Esocidae
Product: vesicle transport protein GOT1B
Exons: 5
Coding region: 119-535 (138 amino acids)
Biological process (GO): endoplasmic reticulum to Golgi vesicle-mediated transport; retrograde transport, endosome to Golgi
Cellular component (GO): membrane; endoplasmic reticulum
Source: RefSeq, a predicted model, not a curated record